Tachysurus vachellii is the source of this 3532-nucleotide messenger RNA. It is a transcript of the gene syt10, whose product is annotated as synaptotagmin X. NCBI's taxonomy places the organism in Eukaryota, Metazoa, Chordata, Actinopteri, Siluriformes, Bagridae. Gene Ontology annotation, biological process: calcium-ion regulated exocytosis; cellular response to calcium ion; regulation of calcium ion-dependent exocytosis. The record is from RefSeq and is a predicted model, not a curated record. The transcript has 7 exons. Gene Ontology annotation, molecular function: syntaxin binding; phosphatidylserine binding; calcium-dependent phospholipid binding. Gene Ontology annotation, cellular component: membrane. Bases 140 to 1819 code for a protein of 559 amino acids.
GAAGCACGCUACAGCGCGUCCACUCUCUCCAAAGCUUCCGCGAGCGCAGCGAGUCGCAGGUGCCAAUGAAUGAGACGCACGUGGACACGUCGCGCGCUUCGUAUUCUCCUUGCGUUUUGGCAGCGCACGCGGCGUCCCGAUGAACCCUCGCGCGCGCGGCUCCUCCAACAUACAAUGGAUUAACCGGAAAGACAUGAGCGCACGAACCGAGGACGGCGUGAGCCUGUGCCAAAGGGCUCUCCAGAUAAUCACCGAGCUGUGCCUCGCCGGUCACGUCGACCGGGAGAAAUGCGCGGACAUCUUUCCAACCGAGAGCAAAAUACCAGACAUCUCUGUAAGUCUCCUAGCUGUGCUCGUGGGUUUCUGUGGACUCGCCCUGUUGGUAGUCUCUCUCUUUGUGUUUUGGAAGCUGUGCUGGCCCAUCUGGAGAAGCAAGGCGCUCUCCUCUCACAGCGAGACUGUUCGUCAAGGGGUUCUGCCCGAGGCACCAGCACCCACACCUCAUGUCACGCCAUCGCUUCUGGAGCGCCAGGCUUUACAAGCUGAGAAGCAGGAGAAGAAAGAGGAGGAGGAGGACCAGAGGAGGAAGGUGCCUGAGGUGAAGGUAAACGGUUGUAGAUCGGUGAAGUCACUUGAGGCAGCCAUGAAGAUCAGCCAGACAUCUCCAGACAUCCCGGCUGAGGUGCAGCAGACAAUACGUGAACGCCUGAGUAAGAGGGCCAAGAUUCAGAAACAGAGCACUGAACCCACCUCAUUCUCCAGACACAAUUCCUUUCGUCGCCAUCUCAGACGGCAGAUGAACGUCACUAGUGUGGAUUUCACCAUGGACACCCUGCCAGUGAGACAGUCCUCAGCAGUCAGCAUCGGACGCAUAAAGCCAGAACUCUACAAGCAGAAGUCUGUGGACUCGGAGGAAGGGAACAAGGAGCCAGUGGAGACAUGUGGCAAGCUUAGCUUUGCUCUGAAGUAUGACUAUGAAGAGCAGGCUUUGGUAGUGCGCAUCCUUAAAGCAUUGGACCUGCCGGCCAAGGACUUCACAGGUACUUCUGACCCCUACGUAAAGAUCUACUUGCUCCCUGAGCGUAAAAAGAAGUUCCAGACACGGGUCCACCGAAAGACACUAAACCCUACAUUCGAUGAGGUGUUUUGUUUCCCGGUGGAGUACGAUCAGCUGUGUAACCGCAAGUUGCACUUCAGCGUCUACGAUUUUGACCGCUUCACAAGUCAUGACAUGAUCGGCGAGGUGGUGGUAGACAACCUGUUUGAGCUCUCAGACCUGUCACGUGAGGCCGUGGUAUGGAAGGACAUUCUCGCCGCCACUACAGAGAGUGUGGAUUUAGGGGAAAUUAUGUACUCCCUCUGCUACCUUCCCACGGCUGGCCGUAUGACACUGACUGUCAUCAAGUGCCGUAAUCUUAAAGCCAUGGACAUCACUGGCUCGUCUGACCCGUAUGUAAAAGUGUCGCUAAUCUGCGAUGGACGAAGGCUGAAGAAACGGAAGACCACCACUAAGAAGGGCACACUCAACCCUGUGUACAACGAGGCCAUCAUCUUUGACAUUCCUCCUGAGAACGUGGAGCAGGUCAGCCUGUCAAUUAUGGUGAUGGAUUAUGACAGAGUUGGACACAAUGAGGUUAUCGGUGUGUGUCGGACCGGCCCCGAUGCAGAAGGUCUGGGUCGAGACCACUGGAACGAGAUGCUGGCCUACCCACGCAAACCCAUCACCCACUGGCAUGCCCUGUGUGAGUGGCCAGGAAGGGGAUCCAGUUUCGAAAGCCAGGGUUCCUGCCCUUCACCCAAACCUCCACAGACUCCAUAAUCACAUGAGACCCUGAAAGCCACAGAUCUUUUCCCACUGCUUAGUGGCCAUGUUUUUGGUUUGUAUCACCGGAUAUCUCUCUUUCUCUUGUCAUAGCUUGUAAAUUCCAUCAUUUUGCCAGAGGAUAACAUGCAGUGCCAGGUGUCCUGUGUACACACAGAUUAUGUCACUCUCUUGCCUCUAGAACUUGCUGAAAGCAGGUGGAUUAAAGGCAGUGACUGAGGAAACGCGUCUCCUGAAUGGUGAUGUGAUGGAAUGUGACGUUUGACAGUCUAAUGAUAACUACAUUAUCAGUGACAUAUCAAACAAUAGCCUUUAAAUUUUUGUCUUUUGCAUAAUAUAAAAAAUGUUGACAAUAUUUGAUGUUUUAAAUAUUUAUUUUUUUAAAUGACAACCAUAACAGUGGCAUGCAAAUUUUAAAAACCUUAUUUUCUGUGUGUGUGUGAUUUUGAAAGUUAAAACAGCAGUGUUGAACCCUGAAUAUUCACCUGGAUGAUGUAGAUGUCAACACAUAUGGUGAAAAUGUAUGCAAAUGUUUUUACUCCUGCUUUAUGGGUACAUAUACCGUACAUUUCCUACUCUUGUAAAGUGAAUCACUCAUUCUUUAAUUUUCAUUUAUUAUAAUCAGUGAUCACAUGGAAAAAAGGAACCUGGACCUAAAGCCUGCUCUCAAAAGGAACAGGUUCAUUAGAAAACAGGUCACAGCUUGUCAUGUUACUGCUUUUUUUCAUUCUAAAGAUAAAUCAUUUUAUCCAACAAAUAUAGAAAAAAUUAUAAUGUGUGAAUUUAAAGUCUACAAUUUCCUGAUUUGGGGAAAGACCUCAGGCAUAUGAAAGCAAUCCAGGGUCAUGGUGCUUCUUCAGUUUGACAUGAAUAAGAGCUAGAACCCAUCAAGCCAUAUGUCCAAUUAAAACCUUAACAAAAAAGCGCAACAAGAUGUAGAAAGAGCAGAAAUUUUACUUUAGUCAAGGAAAUGAACACAUAUGGAAGCGCUUUACAGCAAGGAGGAGUUGUGAUGAUUCCAUUCACCUCACGUCAACCUCAUGCGUUCAUCACAGUGCAGAUUUUGUACAAGGCAAAAUUCACAGCAGCAGAUAAUGUAGCAUGAGGAUUUAUUUUCUUAAGUCAUCAAAUGCACGACAACGAUUUAAAUUUUAAAUCUAAAUGAUCCCAAAAAUGGAAUCAAUCAUUUGUCUGCUAACAUCUCUUUCAUUCCUUCAUGUCUAUUAGGAUAUUAACAAAUUUCCAUAAUGCAAAGAUCACAUUAUUUUUGAGAAAUCAAAUCCAAAUAUUUUGACAGCAGUGAAAAUAAUCCGGUUCAUACAUGAAUUUGUUGGGCAAGUGUGAGCAAGGAAUUGCUCCUAGAAAUAGGAAACAUUUAAUUAGAGAAAAAAAAUCGAGAAAACAUAAAGCAGGAAAAAUAAAUUGAAUCGUAAAUGUUCAUUUUUAAUGGCAAAUUAAAACAGUUUGUGCUAUUGAGCUCAGAUUUUGGGACGUUUAGUUGUGUCCUAGAGGCUUAUUUAACUUUGAACAUUUAUUUAUUUAAUUAUUUAACUUACUUAACCAUAUGAAAAAAGGGGGUAAAAUGAACCUUAAGACAUAUUUAGUUAAAUGUACCUCCAUAAAUCCAGGCAUAUGGAGUUAAUAGCAAAAUGUAGCUGAUAUUGACAUAAUUCAAGUUUUUUAUUAUUAUUUAAUUUACUCCGUACAGUA